Molecule: messenger RNA, 927 nt
Organism: Chaetomium globosum CBS 148.51
Lineage: Eukaryota; Fungi; Ascomycota; Sordariomycetes; Sordariales; Chaetomiaceae
Exons: 3
Coding region: 1-927 (308 amino acids)
Source: RefSeq, a predicted model, not a curated record
AUGGCGCUAACAGAUCCCCCCCCGGACUCCGCAUCCCCCGCGACUAGUCGCGCCGCGCAGGCAUCCCUUCUUUUCCGACUCCCGCCGCCUCUCCGGCGCCGCAUCUACCUUUACCUCGGCCUGGAAUCCUCUCCCCUCGUCUGCGACCUGGACCCCCAGAACGGCCAUGCGCUCGAUGUAGCCGGUUCCGUCACCGCCCCGCUCUGCGAUCUCUUCCGGCCGCUCAGGAACCGUCACGUCCGCCUCGCCAAAAGGCCGGAUUCUCGGCUCCAGGAGGCGGCUCGGGAUGCCGUCAUGCAGGCACGCGGCAUAGCCGCUCCGUACUUGAAGCCGUCGUCAACACCAGCAGCAACGUCGUUGAUGGACCUACCGCGCGAGCUCCGCCUCCAAAACCUUGAAUACACCGACCUCAUCGUCCCGUGGAGGGAGGUCACAUGGAGCCGACAAGACCUCGGAUAUGUGGCAUUUGCCACUGAAAACAGUCCUCGCUGGGGCGAUGUUACUUGUACGCCCUCCCUCUUCAAUUGCUGGCGUAUCAAGGGCGAUGGGCAGUCCAUUGGUUGUUUUUGCCGCCGCUAUCAUUCCGCGUCAUCCUCCGCGUGCCGAUGCUGGCUCCCGCCGACUCCCCUAUUCCUUGUAUGCCGCACCCUAUACCAGGAAGCGCUGUUCGUCUUCUUCUCGAGCAAUGAGUUUUUCGUCCACGAUCUCCGGUCAGACCCGGCUUGGUACGACUACCCCAACGAGCGCCUCGCCGCCUCCCUAUUUCUCCGAGAAGUCACGCCUGCCUGCGCCCUUGUCCACCUCCGUUUUCUCGAACUCGUGUUUCCUGCUUACUUUGCCCCAAGCUGGCCGAGAGCCGGCCAGCCCGCGAUGCAAGAUUGGUUCGCAACCAUCGACUGGCUUCAAGACAAGAUCAACGCGCCGUAG